AUGUCGACUGAAACUACGGCUAAUCCAGCGGCGACAACAACGACGGCUAAUCCAGCGGCGACAACAACGACGGCUUUGUCUAAUCUAUGCAAGACGUCCAAAUUACUGCUGGAUGUUUAUAACUCGAAGUGCGAUUCAUUCAGCUAUGAUGACCAACUUAUUUACAACGAACAAAUUGCACUUUUUGGACCAGGGACGGACGACAACUGUGAUCUCCCGGAGCAAGUUUGCGAGCAGGUAACUACCACAAAAUCAACAACAACCACAACAGCUGAGCCAACAACCACAACGACCACAACAACUACAACUAUCCCGGAAGAAUGCAUCGAAGUGCUCGAUUUCUUUGCCGCUUAUGAAGACAAGCUCGGCCAUUCAAAACAAGAAUGCGAGGCAAAUCGACUCAUUCUUCAAUCCCAUUACUCUAACUGCAACUUUGAUGGCAAAUGCGACCAUCUUGAAAACCCCCAAUUCAGCGGAACUCAAAACGCUUUUCCUAACUUCUUUUUGACCCUUGCCUUUUUCACGAGCUUCUUUUUUAAAUUUUGA
Molecule: messenger RNA, 546 nt
Organism: Oikopleura dioica
Lineage: Eukaryota; Metazoa; Chordata; Appendicularia; Copelata; Oikopleuridae
Source: the annotation of a GenBank genome assembly